AUGAAACAAUCGCUCCCCCAAUUUUCUCUUCCAACCCUAGCUUCAUCGACACCUCUUUCCCGUGUGCUGCUCGCCUCUCCGGUGCCGUACGGCGCUGUGAGAGGGCUCGACCCGUUCCCGUCUAAUCUAACAUCCUCACCGGCGUGGGUAGGUCUCCGGAUCUCGGACCUGGCUGUGGCAACGACUUCAUCGUACUCCACUGGGUCAAGAUUUUCAUCAGGUGGAUGUGAAACAGAGUAUAGAAGACUGAGUGAAAGAUUUAAUCAACUUUCCAUUGAGGAACGUGGGAAACUCGAUGAAGAGUUGUUAACAUCAACAGCUCCAAGAUACGGACACCUUGGGAUUUUGCAUUCAUUCAUUGAGAUCCAAAGAGAUGGAGUAUUUGUAAGGAAAGAUGAGAAAAAAGAUGAAAGAGUGGAUUGCAUUCUUGAUAUGAUCCAAAGAAAACAUGAUUGGAGUAAUCAUGUUUGGAGAGUAGAAGAAACUACCAAGUUUGUAUUUGAGGCAGCUGGCGAUGAGGAAGGAGAGGAAGGAGAGGAAGGAGAAGAUCAAGCAGCUGUUAUUGAGAUUGGCGAGAAUAGUCAUGCCACAAUAAAUGUUGAUGGCAGAACUGAUGUUUUGGGAAGAAACAAGAGAAAGCAUGCAGACCAAGGAGCAGAGUCAAGGAAGAAGGUGUUGUGCCAGCUAGCUGCUUCAUCGAAAGGGAACAAUGACGCAGAUAUGCGAAAAUUCUUGGAAGGUGUUUUACAAGCUUCUUUUACGGUUUUGGAGGAGAAACUCAGUCAGCAGUUCUUAGAUAGAAUUAACAAGUUUGAGACAGUGGUAAUUGACAGAUUGGGAAAGAUUGAGACUAAGGUUACACAGCUCAGGAAAAAAUUACUGGUGACUGAAUUGGCAGGAAAGAAUGAUCAACCAAACGCUGAUGAUAUAUAUGUCAAUUUGCCUCGUAUAAACUUGACUCAGUCAUCAGCUAUUGAUCUUCAUAUGAGUACACAAGAAUUUAUGGAAAAUUGCUUGAAGGAUCUUUCUGAGGAAAUGGUUUUUAAUGGUUUCGAUCUUUCUCAACUUAAAGCCAAAGAUUCUUUGGAAUGGUUGGAACCUCCAACAUCUUUGAAGAUAACAGCACCACGAUUAGAUGACCGAAAGAUAAAGCAAGCCGGGAAAGAUGAUCCUGACAGCUGCUUGGUGUUUGUGCGUGAAGAAGAUUUUCAGAAGAUGAACGACUGGACUAAUACAAAUACAGGCCUACAGCUCAGUCCUUCUAUACUAGAUAAGAACCUAGGAUUGUGUGUUGUAUCGCCUAGCAGCUGGCUUCAAAACUACAUAAGGAUUCAACUGGUAAAUUCUAUAAAAU
Eruca vesicaria subsp. sativa (arugula) is the source of this 1354-nucleotide messenger RNA. Lineage: Eukaryota; Viridiplantae; Streptophyta; Magnoliopsida; Brassicales; Brassicaceae. The record is from the annotation of a GenBank genome assembly.